AUGGUUAUGAAGUCAACAAUCCUAUGGUAUUUCGUUCUUUCUACCUUAGUGGUAGCUACGACUGUAUUUUCGAAACAUAUCUCUGGUCUUGGUAAGUGCUAGCUAGUUCAAGAAAUUUAAAUACCGUUUAAAAAUGUAAGGUUGAAUUUAUGGAAUAAUUGUUAAAAGCUACAUAAAAGACGAAAUGUAAUUUUUUAUAUAAUUAUUUUCCUCGAGGUAGAACUAUUUCUCCUUUUUCCUUUUUAAUAAAAAGGUCUAAUAAUUAAUUUGUCUUUUAUGCUUAGCUGAAACUAUAAACCCCUUUCUUUCCUCAUAGAUCUAGCCCCGAUGUUCAAACGUUAGAUAGCGCUAUUUACCUGAUAAAUCACUGUUCAGUGGAUAAAUAUUAAGCAAAGCAUACAUUCAAGUCAUUACAUUAUCCACGGGCCAGUUAAUGACCGUGGUCAAACUUCUAAGGCGUUUUUGGUUUUUAAUGAUAGGAUUUCAUUAACCAGUACGUGCAAAAAUUGGCAAAGAUGUAAGAAUCAGUAAUUUUUCACGCAACUUUUUUUUUAUUAUCCUCAAAAUAUUUGAGCUUUUUCCUGUUAAAAUUGCUUUGCGCCAAAAGAAAAUCAUACACGAAAAUGGCGUUGAAAAUAACACCAGCUUCGGUUUUCAGGCCAACAAUUCAACUUUUCUGGCAAACUUUCAGAAAGUCUAGUAAACUAGAAGGGUAUUGAUAAUACCUUACACUUUCAACGGUGAAACGGUAGCUAUCUUAGCUUUCAAUACUUCGCUUAGCUUUUGCAAAUUUCUCUCGUUUGAUAGCACUGUACGUUACCUUUGAACAACUGAGGUCUUUUAUCUCUUGGAUUUUUCUUUUCUCGUUGUGUUAACUAAAAGAGUAUAUAUUCCUCCAAAUUAGCUCCAUUCUACCAACCACACCCCUCCCCCGAGAAGUGUGGAUAAGGAUUAUAAUAAUAGCAACAGCCUAAAAAAAAUCAGACGUCGAUGGAAUUAAAAAUAAUGCUAUAAUUAUAACAAUAAUGAUAAUGAUAAAGAUUCUCGUCCGUCACCUUUGCGCCCGGGGGAGGGGAGGGAAGGGGGUACUCCUGGGAAUUCUUGGUGGGGUAUGCCGCCCGCUUCUCUAAAUCCUGGCCCUAUUUCAGACCAAAAAUUGUAAUUUUCCACACCCGUUUUCAGACCAGACCUCUAAAAUCCAUACUCGUUUUCAGACCUGACCUUUAGGUAGUGAUUAUGUUAGUAUUACUUAGAUUAGAGCGCAAACAAAAAAAAUUCCUCAAAUUCGUUUCGAAUUCGCAUAUUUCUCUUUCUUUCUUACUCAUUUGGAAUUGAAACGAUAAAUACGUUCAUACACUCCCGUAGUUCCCUCGAAAACCAUACCCGGUUCCAGACCCAUUAUGGGCAAAAUGUAUACCCGUUUUCAGACCAAAACGGCGCAAAAACCCUACCCGAUGGGGCGGCACAUACCUAUAUUGCUUAUAUAAAGGAGUAUCCCUCCGGGCCUUUGCGAUACCGGUGCGAUGCUUUUCCAUGACUUAAUUCCAGGUUAGCUACCAAGCCAUACAAGACAACAAACUGAUUGAGUUCUAAGCACGUGAAUUGUUAACUUGUCGAUAUAAUGGAAAAUUGGUUUAUUAGCUCGUUAAUUUUUUUUAUUUUCAGUUUAUUGAAUUAUUUACCGCUACAGCAACCCCUCAAAAGUGGAUUAUUAGAAUACACUAGUUUUCUUCAUAAUACGCUAUUUCUUAACUGUUUAUGUAUACGAUUGAUUUUAGAAGAAUCGCAUACGGAAACGAAAGGAUCUCAGCUCUCCUCGCGAAGGAAAAGAAAUCUUCCACCUCCAUUUUUCGCAGGAAACGAGAAACCAGAGGGGCUCCCUGGUAUUUCUAAUGGGCAAGACACGCCUCAAACUCUACGUCCUGGCACUGCACCUUAUUAUUUUUCUCUCUUUGACAAAAGCACGAAUACUCCUUUUUAUUCAGCGUAUAAAGUUACUCCCGAUCAAGCAGUUAGACUUGGGACGUAUAGUAGAAAAGAUGCAAAUGGAAACUGGAGAGGCCCUAUAGGUAUGUAAAUAUUUAAUAAACAGUUCUUUGAAGAUUGAAUAGGGAGGAAUAAAUGCCUUUGCAUUAUUGUUUUUAGAAUAGGACCUCGAAAGCUUGUACACGAGCUAGUACACAUAUUUGGGGACGCGAAUUUCAUCAAAUGGUAAUUUUAAUGCCUUUAGUAGAAUAUUUAAAAGACAAGCUCUUCACGCUCUAUUCAGCUUACGAAAACACACAAACUUUAGCAAAUUGAAACCUUCUCUUGCUUGCAAAAUAUUUUAAGCGGAAUUUGGGGUGUAUAUGUAAAACAUAAUUUUGAAUCUUGGGACAAUACCCCAACUGAAAAAACCCACCUGAAAUUUUGCAAGCAUUACCUAGAAAUAAGCAAUCAAGCUUCAAAUGUUGCAAGUAGAAGUGAAUUAGGACGAUUGCCAUUAAUUAUUAGUAUUUACAAAAACAUCCAUCAUUACAUAUUGUAUCCUCUGCGUAAAAACGAGGAUACUAUUGUCAAACCAUCCUCGGAGACCCAGGGGCAGAUAGUGGGGGCGAGGGAAAGUCUAAACAGGCGGAAAAAUAUGACACAAAAGAAAAGUAAAGAACGGCCAGAAGAGCCCCUGGGGACAAUGUCUUACCAGACCAGUUCCAAACGGUUGCCGCCGUUGUGGCUUCUGAUUGGUGCCAGAAAAACACAAGUUUUCUGGCACCAAUCAGAAGCCAGAACGACGGCGACCGUUUGGAACUGGUCUGGUAAGACAUUGUCCCCGGGGGCUCUUCUGGCCGUUCUUUACUUUUCUUUUGUGCCAUAUUUUUUCGCCUGUUUAGACUUUCCCUCGCCCCCACUCUCUGCCCCUGUGUCUCCGAGGAUGUUGUUAAACAGGCCUUUCGUACCUCGCUAGAACUUCACUAUAAUGGUAAAAAUAGCUUUUACCAUAAUCAUAUCAAAAUAUCUGAAUAUUAUGAUCAUUCUAAGAAACUACACUUUUACAGCAUAUCUAAACAUGAUUUUAAAAUUUCAAGUUAUCUAGACUUAACUAGAAAUUAAAUCAACAGGAAAGACUUAGUGAAAAUUCGUACAAGUAACCACAAACUCGUGAUUGAAACUGGAAAUAUAAUCAAACUCCCCACAACGAUAGUUUCCGCCCUGUUUGUAACUCUGGCAUAAUUGAAGACGAAUUUCAUUUUCUCUUGUAUUGUUCAAAGUAUUCAAUCCCAAGUGAAAAAUUCUACAAUCAAACCCAACAAAAUUUUGUCGAUUUUAAUCAGCUAUCUUGCACAGAAUUAAUAAUUAACCCUCGGACGUAUACGCGAAGUCAUACCCCCACCGUGGUACAAGGGGGGGAGGGGGAUGGAUGGAACCCUUCCUUGCAGUUUUUGAUAUGUUGCAGUAUUUCGAAACGAUUUUACCUUUAGUGGAAAGCCUUUGAUCUUCUUAACAAGAUUAGGUAUAUUUCAUGGGUGGUGGCGCUGCUGGAGGCCUGUGACGUCAUCAUCAAUGGUCGCCACUUUGGAUUUUACUAAGAAUUAGAAAUCAGGUUAAAACCGUGAGAAAUGGUAAUUUUUUGUGCUUUACAUGAAAAAUAACACAUAAAUAAGCACUGUGCAUGAUUUUAGCCACAAGAUUGGCUUUCUUUGUUGAAAAAAGUUGAGAAAACGUGUACUUUCACUCAAAACUGGCCUUGACCACCUUCUGCUUAUGACGUCAUACCUCGUAACCAUAGCAACUAACCAUCACUGAAUUUGUCUCAAAAUGUGCGCGAGGGAUGAACGAACAGCUACUGAAAACGUCAGGUGUUGAUGUUUUAUCCUCUAGGAAAAAAACUCAAAAAAACCUUAUACCUGUAACGUUCGAGGGUUAAAUUGAUGAAUUCACAUAAUUUUUCUGUAAAUUCACAUUUGUUGAAAUUUGUUUCAUUAUGUAAUGAUUUAUCAAAUCAUACUGAUGGCACUUAAUAACUUGUAAUCAUUGCAUUGUAUCAUCAUUAGUAUAAAUUGUAACUGUAUCUUCAAGCUUUUGCAAUACUGUAACUAUACAUAUAGACAUGCAAAUAAAGCUUAAUAUGUUGUUGUUAAGAUAAUUAUUAGAAUGGCCUCUCUUUCGCAGGUAAGCUACUGGUCUUAAAAGCGUUGUAAAUAGGCUGGGAGCCGUAUUUAACCCAAAUGGAAGGCCUUAAAAGGCAAAUGUUUCGUCUUUCCAUUGGACGAAAAGGUACUUUUGUGAGGACUCGUACACAUGGACAGACAGAUAUACGUCCUUCAAGUCUACGCAUGUCAAAAAGUCUCCUUUUUUAGGAGGGUCUUUAAGUAAGAGAUGUUUUCCAUUUGGAAGUUGCAGUUUUCUAUAAACUUGUUGAGAUGGCUCAAGUAGAUUACAGGACGAUGAGUCCCUUUUUUUGGGGGGACUAAGAACAGUCUGCUGUAGAAAUCUUCCCUUGUAAAGGGUAUUUUCUUUAUUGCCCUCAAUGAUAGGGGCUUCAGCACUUCUGCACCUAUUGGAGGAGCUGUUAAAUCCGAAAAUUUUGUGACUGGAAUGCGAAGUUGAACAGGAACAGAGUGGAAUGGGAUUCGAUAUCCCAAUACAACGUUUAAAAUUUUUGGGUGUGCAGUUAUCUGUUUCCACUUCUAUAGAAAGUUGUUGAGUCUCGGUUUUGGGGUCCCUUGUGAGGACGAAAGGGCCGAUAGUUUUUUGAUCGGUUUAAAUACCGCAAAUGCUCGAAUUAGCGCCCAGCUUCAAAUAAGCGCCCCGCUUCGAAUUAGCGCCUCUCAUAAGGCUCAAAAUUUGUAAUAAGCGCCCCCCCCCCCCUCCCCCAGAAAAAAUGAGUUACGGUACUCGGUACGAUAUACGAGACGUAUACGGUCUAUACGGUUCCUUUAAUGAAAUAUGACAUUGUUAAAUAGUAUGAACAGUAAUGUCCUUUCAAAGUCGCACGGGUUUGCUUCUCAUUUCCUUGAUAGAAAUAUCCAUGUGAGCACAUAGCUGCUUCACUUUGUUAAGUUCCUCGUAAGACUUUGCUCCCAAUCGCCGGCUCCUUGUUACUGCCUUAAAAGUUCCUGGAAUUACGAGGCCAUUUUCGGUAAAGAUAGUGUCAGUUUGAGGCUAAAAAUUGAUAAACGAAAUAAGCGCCCCCCUUCGAAUUAGCGCCCGCCUGUCGCCUCAGAAAAUUAAAUAAGCGCCCCGGGCGCUAAUUCGAGCAUUUACGGUACUUGGUGAAGGCACCUGAGUACCUCAGGCGUGGUCUGUCCUCAUUGCUUACCUAAUUCUGGUAAGGUUGCUUAAGUUUUAAAGUGUUAAAGAGGUUCUAGGCUAGACCCCGUGACAGUUCUGCUUGCUUAGAAGCAACAGAGGGGAAGCCUUCUCCAAACCGAAAACGCUUGGCUUUGGGAAGUGGCUGUUCGGCCAGACUUAUUUUCUCUUUAUCAAUGUUAGCAAGGAUAUGUCUUCCGUCGAGACACACAACUGAUGAUUUGCUGAGCCAAAAACGCAGAGUGUCUGUUCGACGAUAAUCUUAAUUUCCUCUACAGGAACCUCGGUUUCUGAUGAGGGAGCGUCAUGAAGGGAACACAGGGGUCCUGUGGAGUUUUAAUAAGCCCUUUGGACUACGGCCAUCUCCUUGUCACGUUCUUGCACGUAUUUUUUUGUUUGUGAAGGGCUAAGUUGAUUAAUCUGAAGGGUCUAAGGUAGGUGUUAUGAGACAAUACACUCAAGGGAUAUUGCAAUUGUCCAGGAUUUCAUAAACCUGAUCAUAACUCAUUUUUCUACGGAAUUGUUUAUCUAAGAAGGAAGCCAGUUCCUGUCUGGGUUCCCAUGAGGACUGGGGAGAGUCAGGAUUGUAUAACGAUGAUUUGUUGCUGGCCACCUUGUGUGCUUGGGAGCCUUCGGCUGAUUGUGAGACGAUGGUCUCGUUUGAUGGCUUAAUUAAUAGCCUGGUGUUUUGGUUGAGUAGCCUGAGUUUGGGGCUCAGUGGCAACGGCACACAUUCUUUAGAAUAUAAAGUUCCCUAUCGGAAUAGGCCAGGCAGAACCGAGGUUUGGUCAUCAAGGAAUGGUGGCAGAUUUCCCGAGUGUUGCUCGAAGCGAGACUCCAUGGAGGAAACUCGGUCAUUGGUCUUCACCAUGUCUGUUUGAAUUUGCUGUAACCUCGGGGGACUACUGCUCGGCAAGUGCAAGCGUUCACGAUGGCGGGAAGGCGAAGAAGAGUGCUGACAUCAUUUCCUGCGUCAUGAAAGGUCGAAUCAGUUUGAAAACAAACAGCUUCGAAAGAUUUCCUCGCUAUUGAGGAGGUGUAGAUAUAGCUGAAAAAGGAAAGAAAAAGCGAAAAAAAAGUACGGUAAAGAUUCACUUACCUGUCGUGGUUUCGAAGCACAGCAGAAAAAGAUGCAGCGGAUAAUGGGACCAUGUGCUUGUGCAGAGGCACCAUGGGAUAACGUCAUUUGUUUUUUAACCUGUCCCCGGUCGGGACAGGCCUUUACAUGCGUUUAAAAGUGGUUCGAAAAUUCCACCUGAAUUAUACCUGAUGUCUUAAAUUCUCAUAUGUUUCGAACGGAGUUUUUUGUAGUCUAAUUAGAACUUAUGUCUGAGUUUACAAAUCUAACAGUUUAUGUAGUAAAGUUUUGUCGAAGAAUUGUUUUCGUAGAGAAAAAAUUAGCUUUAACAAUCUUCUCUUUGUAAUUUAUUUUGCUGGAGACAAUAAUCUUAGUGGAUCCUCAUUUCUUAGCAAUGGUUGAAUGUCUAUUGUUUUAAGUAAAUUAUAUGAGUUUAUUAACGGAAGCUUCGCUUUUAGGCUUACUUAAUCCGUCAUUUACUUAAUUACAUGAAAUUUUGGCGACACUUUAAGUUAGCGAAUUUAGCGAUUUUUCUAAAAUUGCUAAAUUAAAAUGCACCAAAAUUACGUGUCGCUAACUUUAAAUCGUUGCUAAAUUAAAAUGAGUAAAAUAUGAAAUUCCGCCAUCUGGUCAGUUUCACUUACAUAUGCUAUUUGACGGUCGAUAUUUGACGUGUAUUAUGGACUGUGUGACAAUUAAGCGGCACUUUAAUUUUGCGAUUUAUCGUAAAUUAUGGAAUCUAAGUCACUUUAUUUUCGCGACCUCACGAACUGAAACUUUGGCGAAUUGACUUCUUCAAUUUAUGUGACAAAAUCAUAAACGUCAAUGGCUUUAUUUCGAAUCAAAAUCAUACAAGGUUUUAAUACUUAAAUUUAACCUAAACGAACGAAACUGCAACUGUAAUGUCAAGGAUUUUCCAAAAUCGCUAAAUGAACGUGUCGCCAAAUUUUCAUGUAAUAAGGUAAGAUAAAAUUGAAAAAGUUGAUGUGACCUAUCAUUGUUCAUAGGUGUCGACAACGCUUACAAACAGGCAAUUAAUACGGAUUCAGAAAUAACCAGAGGCCACAUGAAUCCCUCGGCAAUAAACUCCUUUGAUAAGGACUUCAUGACGGCGACAUUCACCCUUACCAAUGCAGUACCUCAGUUUAAAGCAUCAAACUGCGGCCCCUGGCAGGAGUUUGAGACAAAAAUAGUAGAUUACGCGAAGGACAUCUGUGGUCCGAGGGGUGGAACCCUGUAUCUCCUGACAGGAAGAUCUGAGAAUGGCAUCAAACCCAAUAAUCAAAACCCUGGCAAAGUUGUUCGAGAUGAUAAAAACAUCGUACCCCCAAAAAAUGUUGGUUCAGUGAAUCAGAAUCUUGUAAUCCCUCGUUCCGUUUGGACAGCGGGCUGCUGUUUGUGGACCGAGCCUGGGAAGAUGACUGGAAAUCUAUUGCCGGCGAGAAGAGCCCAGUCCUUCGCGGUGAUGAGCAAUAACCAGAAGGAUAAAGGCAAGCUGUACCAGACACAAAUGAGUGUACGUGAACUUGAAGACCUCCUAAGGGAUAAAAAUUCGGCAGCGGUAAAUUUGUUUCCAGGAGAUGAAAAUUGCCGAAACCCUGCGAACAAUAUAUAA
This is a messenger RNA of Porites evermanni, 7982 nucleotides long. Lineage: Eukaryota; Metazoa; Cnidaria; Anthozoa; Scleractinia; Poritidae. The record is from the annotation of a GenBank genome assembly.